This is a messenger RNA of Microcebus murinus (gray mouse lemur), 2174 nucleotides long. The record is from RefSeq and is a predicted model, not a curated record. Lineage: Eukaryota; Metazoa; Chordata; Mammalia; Primates; Cheirogaleidae.
GUAAGGCCAUGCAAAUGUGCCAAGCUUUUUGUUGGGGAUGGGGCAGUGGCCUUUGGAUUCAUUGAGUAUGGUCUGGCCAGGGAUGAGUGUGGAUGGGCAAGGUGGGGCUGGGGGUUUCCCAGAAAGCCCCUUGGCACAUGUCAGUGGUUAGGUAGCUGGCCACUGGCGUGUCUGUGUGUCCUAACACCGCCACUGCCCCGUCACCCCCACAGGCCACGCCAAGGAUGCGCUGCAUCUCGCACAGAUGCAGGAGCAGACGCUGCAGCUGGAGCAGCAGUCCAAGCUCAAGGAGUACGAGGCUGCCGUGGAGCAGCUGAAGAGCGAGCAGAUCCGCGUGCAGGCCGAGGAGCGGAGGAAGACCCUGAGCGAGGAGACGCGGCAGCACCAGGCUAGGGCCCAGUACCAGGACCAGCUGGCCCGGCAGCGCUACGAGGACCAGCUCAGGCAGCAGCAACAUCUCAAUGAGGAGAACUUAAGAAAGCAGGAGGAAUCUGUGCAGAAGCAGGAGGCCAUGCGGCGCGCCACCGUGGAGCGGGAGAUGGAGCUUCGGCACAAGAACGAGAUGCUGCGCGUGGAGGCCGAGGCCCGAGCGCGGGCCAAGGCUGAGCGGGAGAACGCCGACAUCGUCCGAGAGCAGAUCCGCCUGAAGGCUGCGGAGCAGCGCCAGACCAUCCUGGAGUCCAUCACGACGGCCGGAGCCCUGUUUGGGGAAGGAUUUCGUGCCUUCGUGACAGACUGGGACAGAGUGACAGCCACGGUGGCUGGGCUGACGUUGCUGGCCGUCGGGGUCUAUUCUGCCAAGAACGCCACGGCGGUCGCCGGCCGGUUCCUGGAGGCCCGGCUGGGCAAGCCCUCCCUGGUGAGGGAAACCUCCCGCAUCUCGGUGCUGGAGGCGCUGAGGCACCCCAUGCAGGUCAGCAGGCGGCUCCUCAGCAGGCCUCAGGACGCGCUGGAGGGCGUGGUCCUCAGCCCCAGCCUGGAGGCGCGGGUACGGGACAUCGCUAUAGCAACAAGGAACACCAAGAAGAACAAGAGUCUGUACAGGAACCUUCUGAUGUACGGACCCCCGGGCACUGGCAAGACGCUGUUUGCCAAGAAACUCGCUCUGCACUCGGGCAUGGACUACGCCAUUAUGACAGGCGGGGACGUGGCCCCCAUGGGGCGGGAAGGUGUGACCGCCAUGCACAAGGUCUUCGACUGGGCCAGCACCAGCCGGCGAGGCCUCCUGCUCUUCGUGGACGAAGCAGACGCCUUCCUCAGGCGGCGAGCGACCGAGAAGAUAAGUGAGGACCUCCGGGCGACGCUGAACGCCUUCCUGCAUAGGACAGGCCAGCACAGCAGCAAGUUCAUGCUGGUCCUGGCCAGCAACCAGCCCGAGCAGUUCGACUGGGCCGUCAACGACCGCAUCGACGAGAUGGUCAGCUUCGGCCUGCCGCAGCGGGAGGAGCGGGAGCGCCUGGUGAGAAUGUAUUUUGACAAGUAUGUUCUUAAGCCGGCCACGGAAGGAAAGCAGCGUUUGAAGCUGGCCCAGUUUGACUACGGGAGGAAGUGCUCGGAGAUCGCCCGGCUGACAGAGGGCAUGUCCGGCCGCGAGAUCGCCCAGCUCGCAGUGGCGUGGCAGGCCAUGGCCUACGCCUCCGAGGACGGGGUCCUCACUGAGGCCAUGAUGGACGCCCGCGUGCAGGACGCGCUGCAGCAGCACCAGCAGAAGAUGCAGUGGCUGGCAGCCGAGGGGCCCAGGCCGGAGGGCAGCCAGCGCCAGCUCCCCUGAGCCCACCCUGGACAGGCGCCCGCCCUGCCCACCGCGGCAUCUUGCCAACGUUCAUCGGCGGCUGGGGCUGCGCGGAAGGCCUCUGCGGCUGGCCGGGCGGUGGCUCCUCCGCCCCGGACACUCCUGGGAGGUGUCUUCACCCAGGCUUAGGGGAGAGCGGGACAGCGCCCCCCCAGGGCCAGCCCAAGCUGCCAGCCUCAGGAGGGGGCCUGGCCAGGUCCUUGCCCUCGGCUCCCCCGGAGAGCCAGGCACUGCAGGGCCCGCGGGGCAGACGGAGGAGGAGGCCCGGCGCCCCAGCCCACCCGGCAGUGGGUGUCUGAGGCCAGACCUGGCCAACCAGUGACACCCCGUGAUUGGGGCUGGGGCCUUUUAUCCAGAAUGGAAUAAAAUCUCUGACGCGACA